Molecule: messenger RNA, 1043 nt
Organism: Raphanus sativus (radish)
Lineage: Eukaryota; Viridiplantae; Streptophyta; Magnoliopsida; Brassicales; Brassicaceae
Exons: 5
Coding region: 48-782 (244 amino acids)
Biological process (GO): developmental process involved in reproduction
Source: RefSeq, a predicted model, not a curated record
GAAAAAGAGACUGGGGUUUAGCUGAGAUCAAAAGCUGCUGUGUAAGGAUGAUGAAGAUGCCAUGGGAAAAUUUUGGGAAGGUUCUGUCCGAAGUGGUGGGACUGAUGUAUUAUGAUACCGAUUAUGAAUCAGAAUCUGAGUUAGAUUCUCCAAAAUUGAAACGUCAGAAGAGGGCCCUCUAUACACCUGAAGAGGAGACUGAGGUAAUCCGGGACCAAGUGUUGAAGAGCGAGGGGUUCGACAUUGAUUUCUCGAAUAUCCGCUGCGAGUUCAACUUUUCACCCGUGGAUCUUCUUCACGGUAACAAGCUCACUAAACCACCACAAAUAGAUGGUUACCUCAUCAACAUGUUCUGCAACAUGGCUGUCGAUGAGUUUAACAAAUUUUAUGUGGCUCUAUCUCCAAAUUCUUCAGCCUCAGAGGCGUUGACACAGAAUUUAAAAAGUGAAAACCAGAAUUUGAAGGAGAAUACGGAGAGAUGGAGGAAAGAGAUAGCUGAAACCAGGCAUGUCGUUCCCUAUAUUACUGUGUUAAUUACUGUUUUAAUCUUCUUGCCCUUGAAUUACUUCUGGAUUCUUGUGAAGUGUAAAGCCAUGGCUGUCUUGGUCCACAGAUAUACCAGGGACGAGGAGUGUCUGGAGUCUCAAAAGUGUCUUGUGGAAGAAGAACGAAAGAAUAACUUCUUACGGCAUAAGAAACGAGCCAAUAAGAUAUACAAAAUGGUAGAGGAUCGGAAGUCAACCAGUGGAAGAAACAAGGUUGCUCUUUGGCUGCUUAAUUAAAAGUACCAAACAAUUUUGGUUUAUUUGUAUAUAUGUUCGUUAGUCAUCCAUCUUUCCUUCUUUUCUUUAUUAAGUCAUGCCACUGUUGCAAAAGAAUACAUAAUCAAACAGUUGGGGCUUGAGACUAGACAAUAGGUUGAAUUGGGAACUAUCCAUGUCGGGAUUUUAUGGUGAGUUCUUAAAUCAUGUACUUUUGGUUUCUUAUUUUUGGUUGGGGUUAAACAUGUUCCCAGCGGUAGGUAAAUAAAUGGAUUUAGUAUU